Messenger RNA from Triticum dicoccoides, 819 nucleotides. RefSeq lists its product as uncharacterized. The transcript has 4 exons. The record is from RefSeq and is a predicted model, not a curated record. Bases 333 to 653 code for a protein of 106 amino acids. NCBI's taxonomy places the organism in Eukaryota, Viridiplantae, Streptophyta, Magnoliopsida, Poales, Poaceae.
CCCCUCUUCCAUCAUCUCUUUCCUCUCGCAUCCUCCCGCGCCGGACGCCGCUAGGCUCCUCCCUAUCUCGUCCCGGCCCGACCCAGGUGGAUCCAGGGGUAGCAGAGAGGAGGAAGGGAGAUAGAACGACGGGGAAGGGGAUGAAUAGCAGAGAGGAGGAAGGGAGGUAGAGGAACGACGGGGAAGGGGAUGGACAGGAGCUUCAUGCCCAAAGUCCAGUCGCCCCAGGCCGUGCCUACACGAGCAGCGCCGUGGGUAGAUGCUUCCCCGCCCAACGAGGAUGGCGAGGUAGGUGUUGACAAUGGCAGCCCGAGGCCGUCAAAUCCGUCACCAUGGCCGUUCUUUUGGUCGAGGCCGCCCUCGUUCACGUGCUCCUCCUCACCCCCACGGCUAGACGCUGGCGAGGCCAGCCUCCCCUCCAUGCGCAGAUUAUCUUCGUCUCUGGUGUUUCGCUGGCCAUUGGGCUGAAGUCAACCGUACAGUUCUUCACAAAGCCCAAGAAUCGCAAGGGUCGUACUUUUCCUUGUCCUUAUUGGCUGGCCUGUCUUCAGUAUGAUGGCAGAGUCGUAUGGCUUUGCCCUGCUAUUCAGGUCACCUCUGUGUCUCCCGCCAGUCCACGACAUAGGUUGCAAUCUAGGUUGUUGCCAAGUUAACUUUAGGAUGGUAACCUACAAUGUACAACCCAAGAGAUCGGCAGUGUUUAUUAUACUGUCAUGCCUCUACUUCUGUGUUGUAUAUAUAGCUGCUUGUAUAUCUAAUUGGAUUGUUCAGAUUAAAUACUUUAUGAAAUUACUAAUACAUGAAAAUUUUGUUUCUUUA